CUCAACCCCGCCAAACCCCACUUCCGUUAUUAAUCACCAACGUCAACAUCAUUCAUCCCACAUCUCUUCUUUCAGCUUCUCAUCACCAAGUAUCAUCAAUUAUCAUCUGCCACCCACUCGGUAAUAUCAAGAUGGGAAUCACACACAUCGUCCAAUUCCAAUUCAAAUCCGACAUUAGCGCCGAUGUCAUCGAAGACACCUGCAAGCGCAUGCUCGCUCUGAAAGAUACCUGCCUCCAUCCCGUUUCCCAACAACCAUACAUCAAGUCCUCUUUUGGUGGUAAGGAUAACUCCAUCGAAGGGAUUCAGAAUGGAAUCACGCAUGCUUUUGUAGUCGAGUUUGAGAAUGCCGAGGAUCGGGACUUCUAUGUGCGAUCUGAUUCCGUGCACCAUGCUUUCGUGAAGAGUUUGGAUGGCUUGAUCGAUAAGGCGCAGGUUAUUGACUUUACGCAUGGCAAGUACUGAGUUCUGGGGUAUUCGGGUGGAUAUAGAUGUAUUCUUUUCAAUCUUUUGGACUGUUACUUAUCAGUAGAGGUCAAGACACUAUAUAAUGCUGGUAGUUUCGAACCAUUUAGCUCUCCCAAUUCAGUCCAAGUGUG
Messenger RNA from Aspergillus wentii DTO 134E9, 598 nucleotides. RefSeq names its product Dabb family protein. The record is from RefSeq and is a predicted model, not a curated record. NCBI's taxonomy places the organism in Eukaryota, Fungi, Ascomycota, Eurotiomycetes, Eurotiales, Aspergillaceae. Bases 132 to 464 code for a protein of 110 amino acids. The transcript is spliced from 3 exons.